Molecule: messenger RNA, 342 nt
Organism: Dovyalis caffra
Lineage: Eukaryota; Viridiplantae; Streptophyta; Magnoliopsida; Malpighiales; Salicaceae
Source: the annotation of a GenBank genome assembly
AUGAAGGAGUUGUGGGUGAGGUUGUUGGUAAGAGGCUAUAGGGACUAUGUUGGUGAGGCCGUGGGAUAUGUUACGAGGGGCCGUGUUAAAGAGCCUAUGAGGUGUGCUCGGGCAAGAGGCUAUGGGUGUGCUUGGACCGCGGGGUGUGUUGUAAAGGCAAUGUUGGUAAGUGGUUAUGUUUUGAGCGAGAUAGCUAGAUGUACGAGCCCGAUGGAUUGGGCAAGGGUCUAUGAUGUGGGAGGCAUCGACCCACGGGACAUUGCGAAGGAGGCUAGGCAUGUGAGGCUUGUGAGGGAGAUAAGAAAGAGCUAUAGAGUGUUCGUGAGGGAGGUUAUGAGGUGA